This is a messenger RNA of Brassica oleracea var. oleracea, 1626 nucleotides long. Its product is annotated as probable leucine-rich repeat receptor-like protein kinase At5g63930. Gene Ontology annotation, molecular function: protein binding. The coding region runs from base 143 to 1408 and encodes 421 amino acids. Lineage: Eukaryota; Viridiplantae; Streptophyta; Magnoliopsida; Brassicales; Brassicaceae. The record is from RefSeq and is a predicted model, not a curated record. The transcript has a single exon.
CAAUUCUAUAAAUUCUUCAGUCAUUCAAGUGUCAGAACAAGAACGCUCACUAAGAUCUAUCACAAGUCACAACACCUUUCUCCUCUCAUCCAACGGUUCUAUUUUCACUUAUUCUUUCUUCAGUCUGUCUCAGAAUCCAAACAUGACUUCUCUUCUGUCUCUUCUUCUUCUUCUUCUUCUUGUUUUGCUCACUUUGUCUUCAGUAGAGUCCAAGACUUUCUGGGCUGACGUGGCAGCUCUUAAAGAGUUCAAGAACUCUGUGGAUGCGAAAUCGAUAACCCCCGGCUCUUGCCUCAGCUCCUGGGACUUCUCCGUCGAUCCCUGCGACGGUUUAUCCGGCGAGACAUUCACUUGUGGCUUCCGCUGCGACACCGUCGUUUCCGGAUCGGGUCGGGUCACAGACCUCAGCCUCGACCACGCCGGUUAUUCCGGGUCCCUCUCCUCCGUCUCCUUCAACUUUCCUUAUCUCCAGUCCCUCGAUCUCUCCGGCAACUACUUCUUCGGUCCUCUUCCGGACUCCCUCUCCAACCUCACCCGCCUCACCAGCCUAUACCUUUCCGGUAACUCCUUCUCAGGAUCCGUACCCGAUUCUCUCGGGUCCAUGCCAGCUCUCGAGGAGCUCCUCCUCGACAACAGCCGCCUCUCCGGGUCCGUUCCGGCGAGUUUUAACAAUCUUUCCAGCCUUAAACGGCUAGAAAUCCAGCUCAACAACAUCUCCGGCGAGUUCCCCGAUCUGAGCUCGCUGAAGAACUUGAAUUACCUAGACGCGAGCGAUAACCGGAUCUCCGGUCGGGUCCCGUUAUCCUUACCCGGUUCAGUAGUUCAAAUCUCAAUGCGGAACAACCUCAUGGAAGGAACGAUCCCAGAGAGCUUCAGAAACUUAACAUCUCUUGAAGUGGUGGAUCUUAGCCACAACAAACUCAGUGGCUCGGUCCCGUCGUUCAUCUUCACUCAUCAAACUCUGCAACAGCUUACUCUCUCCUUCAAUGGCUUCACCUCUUUAGAUUCACCUUACUACUCACCCUCGGGUCUCCCCAGCGAGUUAAUAUCCGUUGAUCUCAGCAACAACCAGAUCCGAGGCUCGUUACCUCUGUUCAUGGGUCUCUUACCGAAGCUCUCAGCUUUGUCGUUAGAGAACAAUAGCUUCUCCGGUAUGAUUCCGACUCAGUACGUCUGGAAAACCGUAUCUCCCGGAUCUGAUUUCGCCGCGUUUCAGAGGCUUUUACUAUGCGGGAACUUUUUAUUCGGAGUCGUACCGGGUCCUUUGAUGGCGCUCAAGCCUGGUUCUGCGAACGUGCAGCUCGCCGGGAACUGCUUCUCCUGGUGUCCGGCGACUUUUUUCUUUUGCCAGGGUCAAGAACAGAGAUCGCUUACGGAAUGUAGAAAGUAUAGCCGUGUGAUUCCUUGAUUACUUGCUGAUUUCACCAUUCAUCUGUCUUUUUUUGCCAUGUUUUGAAUCUUCCUAUCGUGUCGGAUCUUUUUGAUCAUCUGAAACUUUACUAGGGUCUUGUCUUCCGGCAAUUGCUUAUCCCUAAGCAUUAACAUGUGAUUAAGUUAAUAAAAUGCCGUUGGGAGACGAUGUUUUCUUAUUGUAUUCUCUAAACAACGUAAUGUUAGUUUAUAACC